GCAGUUAGGGAAUAUACAUUUAGUGCAAAAGAUAUAUAAAUAAUGGAUGUUGGUUUAAGUAAGAACAGGUAGUAGCCAAGGAAACAUGCAGGUUUUUUGAUGAUAAGAAAAACUCCUGUGAAAACAUGGCACUGCUACAUAAAAGGAAUUUAUAUCACUUUCCAAGUAUCAAAACGGAGGUAGACUGGGUUUCUAAUUUGUUCUGUUGCUGCUGUAAACAAUGAAACAAUCGCAACUGAUAAAGGCUGGUGUUAAAGAUGACCUUAUCACGUGUCUGGACUGUCGUGUCUACAAACUGGCUACGUGAACAAAUAAGUACAAAUGUCCAGAAACAAGCAUCACGGAAACUUAGAAUUCUAGAUACAUCAUUUGUAAUGGAUAGGACUGCUGAUACUUACAAUGAGGGUUACAAAUUAGGCCAUAUCCCGCAGUCAGUUCACUUCAACAUAUUCAAAUGUACACCAGAGAAACCAGGUAUUAAAGUUGGUUUUCCAGAUGAAAAUUGUUUCACUGAUUAUGUUCAGUCCCUUGGAGUUUGGCCGGAAACGCAUGUAGUUGCAUAUGAUAGAUAUGGUCCACUAUCAGCAUACAGAACAUGGUGGCAAUUCAGGGCAUUUGGCCAUAGAAAUAUAUCUGUGUUAGAUGGAGGACUGAAGAAAUGGUUGGACGAUGGUUUUGAAAUAACAACGGAGGAACCAGAAUUUGAGCGUUCCGACUUUGUGGCAAAACUUGACAAAAAUUUGUUUAGAAGUUAUGAAGAUGUAUUGGAGAAUUUGAAGUCAAAGAAAGAACAACUUGUGGAUGCUAGAGCUGUUGAUCACCCUUCUGUAUUAGAUGAAGAGAAUGGUGGUUUUAUAGUUGGUUCAAAGCAUGUAGAUUUCAAAGAACUGUUUACAGAAGAUGGAACAAUCAAGCCUGAUUCUGAACUGAAAGCAUUAUUUGAUGGUUCUGGAGUAGAUCUCGGCCAGCCAAUGGUAGCAACUUGCCUGCGAGGUUUUACAGCAUGUGGGAUUGCAGCAGCUGCUCAAAUUCUUGGCAAAGAAAAUGUUCCAGUUUAUGCAGGAUCAUGGGAAGAAUUUAAUUUGCAAGGUCCGGAGGAAUAUAAAGGAAAAGUACAACAGAAAACAUGAUAACAAAAGUUUACAUAGCUAAAUAAUGUCUGUAUAUAGCACAAUCAAAACAAAUUAAUUAUAACCAAAGAUGUGCCUCGUUUAUUAUAUGGAAUAUGGUAUGAGAUGUUUAUUUAUUGCAUUUUACUGGGGUUUUUAUAUGGUUUUUAGCUCGACUAUUCAAAGAAUAGUCUAGCUAUUCUACUCACCCUGGUGUCGGCGUCGGCGUCGGCGUCACACCUUGGUUAAGUUUUUGCAUGCAAGUACAUACAGCUAUCAUUUAAAGGCAUAUAGCUUUGAAACUUAUUUAUUCUUUUUCGAGGUCAAUUACCAACCUCACUGGGUCAAGUUCCAUAACUCUAACAUGUAUUUUGAGCAAAUUAUGCCCCCUUUUGGACUUAAAAAAUUCUGGUUAAAGUUUUACAUGCAAGUUACUAUCUCCAAAACUAAUGCAGAUAUUGAAUUGAAACUUCACAUGUGUCUUCGGGGUUAUAAAACUAGUUGAUAGCACCAAGUCCUAUAACUCUGACCUUCAUUUUGGCCAAAUUAUGCCCCCUUUUGUACUUAGAAAAUUUUGGUUAAAGUUUUGCGUGCAAGUACAUACAGCUAUUACUAAAAGGCAUAUAGAUUUGAAACUUAUUUUUUCUUUUUCUAGAUCAAUUACCUACCUCACUGGGUCAAGUCCCAUAACUCUGACAUGUAUUUUGGCCAAAUUAUGCCCCCUUUUGGACUUAGAAAAUUCUGGUUAAAGUUUUGCAUGCAAGUACAUACAGCUAUUACUGAAAGGCAAAUUGAUUUGAAACUUAUUUUUUCUACUUCUAGAUCAAUUACCUACCUCACUAGGUCAAGUCCCAUAACUCUGACAUGUAUUUUGGCCAAAUUAUGCCCCCUUUUGGACUUAGAAAAUUCUGGUUAAAGUUUUGCAUGCAAGUACAUACAGCUAUUACUAAAAGGCAUAUUGAUUUGAAACUUAUUUUUUCUUUUUCUAGAUCAAUUACCUACCUCACUGGGUCAAGUCCCAUAACUCUGACAUGUAUUUUGAGUAAAUUAUGCCCCCUUUUGGACUUAGAAAAUCCUGGUUAAAGUUUUGCGUGCAAGUACAUACAGCUAUUACCAAAAGGCAUAUAGCUUUGAAACUUAUUUAUUCUUUUUCUAGGUCAGUUUCCAACCUCACUGGGUCAAGUUCCAUAACUCUUAACAUGUAUUUUGAGCAAAUUAUGCCCCCUUUUGGACUUAGAAAAUUAUGGUUAAAGUUUUACAUGCAAGUUACUAUCUCCAAAACUAAUGCAGAUAUGGAAUUGAAACUUAACAUGUUUCUUCGGGGUUAUUAAACUAGUUGAUAGCAUCAAGUCCCAUAACUCUGAUAUGCAUUUUGGUCAAAUUAUGUCCCGUUUCGAACUUAAAACUCUUUUGAUAUUUAACAUUUUGGGUAAUAAUUUCCUGCUUCUGUGACAAUAUUUCGAAUAGUCGAGCUUGGCUGUCUUACGGACAGCUCUUGUUUUAUUUGGUUAGUGCAAAUAUUAAUGUUUUGGUAUGUUUAUUUUUCUUUGUAUCAUUACACUCUUAUAUGUAUGCAUCCUGAGUGUGAACCAUUAGAUUGCAUUGUUCAUUUAAGUUUCAAGGAUUAGGUAUAUAUGUACCUAAAAUUGACUGAUACUGUGGUAUAGAUUGCAAAAUUAUUUUAAUUUCUUUGUAGUGUUAGCAGAAUUGGUUCCUUGAUAACUAAUUAAGUACUAAAACACUUUGCAAUCUAGAGUCUCUGUAUGAAAAUAAUUUAUGUGUAUUUAUGAUGUACCAGAGAGUGUGCUUUAAUAUAGAUCUAAUUGCGGGGGUAUUAAUCACUUUCACUGAUGACUUAAGUUGUGUUAAUGUAAUUAUUUAGGUGUCAGUUACAGUAAUGAUGAAGCUAUUCAUUGUUAAAUAGCAUGAAUUUUAGUUUAUUUUUAAUUUUAUUUCCUUCUUAGUACAAUGAAAUACAGUUAUUAUAAAAUUACUUUGAUCUGCAAUGUUGUAUCUUGCUCAGGUUAAUUUUGCAAGGCCUGGAUCCCACGAGGCGCUUGUGUUGAGUGUGAUCUGGCGUGGCAAAAUCCAUGUGAGCCGAAUGCAUCAUUGCAGACAUAGGUAUUGUUUUAAUGUCCUUUUGUUAUAUACAUAUACCUAUUUCUGAUGUUAUUUUAGUCAAAUCUGACUAUAAUUUUAGAUAUUCAUAAGACUGAAAACUUAUUUGAAACUUUUUGACUCGUGGAACGUUGUGACGCUAUCUUUACAUCAUAUCCAGUUAAAAAAAAUUCUGUAUCCGAUGGGAGUUGAAUACAUGUUUUUGUAUUUGUAGUGAAAAACAUCCUGUAUUUGGGACAGAAAAUUCGUAGGUAUCUAUUGAAAUAAAAUAUGCAUGUAACAGAGCACUUUGCAUUAUAAUGAAGCACUUUGCAUUACAGUAUAAUGGAUAACUUUGCCAAUCUUAUCAAUAACAGAUAUAUAGUAGCUAUAACCUGCAGCUAUUCUAUGUAUCUGAAAGUGCCUGCUUGUUGUGCAUAAAUUUAAAACGUAUUAUAUACCUUAUUCUUGAUAUUCCGUGGUUUCUUGUUCAUUCCGUGGCUCUCAAAAACACACUCGUGCCGCUGUCGUGUGUGUCCGAAGUCCAUGCAAGUUUCUCGGAAAAGUAAACAAGGUUGUGAGCAUCUGAAAAUGCGCAAAAAACUGGUAUGUAUAGCUUAUUUACUUAAAUAUAUGUAGUAAUGCACCUAUACAAACAUGCAUCUUCCCGAAAAAAACUCGUAACUUUGCGAUAUUUGUCAAAAUUUCAUGCAGCCGAGUCCAGCAGCAGCCAUGAUGCAGGUCACGUGACUUUAUUUUUACCCAGAGUUGUCUACCUGCAGCUACAGUUAGGUUACAUUAGGUCUUCGUACAAUUAAAUUCCAAUUAGCAAUGAUUUGUUGCAUGUGUGCUGCAACUGUCUAAAAGUGAUUGCAUGUGAUGUUUAUGAUAAAUGAAUAAAAAAAUAUUAUUAUUAGAGUUUCUUAAUUUUUGCCCUUUUCAUUUGUCCAUGCUUAAAUCUUUAUAGUAUCCCCACGACUUACGUUUUCGAUGGACAUACGUUUUCGACGAUGUCUGUAUUUCCUGUUAAUUUGCAUAUCCCGCACAUGUCGGUGCUAAAGAAAAAGAAGGUGGCAUAUGAAAACUUUUAUUAAAAUACAAACAUGCAAACCGAUUGUGACAAAAUUGUAGUGACACAUUAAGCAGUCCCCUAACUAAGUACUGAGCAGUGUAGUUUGUCAAGGUACCCUUCACCAUAGCGACCAUCAGUCAGCCAGUCUGAGCCACGGAUUAAACGAGAAACUGCCAGCUGAUCCAGACCAAUGUAGGUCAACAUACAUGAAGUGAGAUUUUUCAUUGCCUGUCAUAUUUUGUUGAUUUAUUGUCUUGGCAUGUUUAUAUUGAAAGGUUGCAGCUACUUUCGGUUAAAAAACAACAUCUGAAUACCUAACAUUAAACGCGCAUGUGAAGCUUUGCCGAUUAAGAGCCACGGAAUUACAAUAACACAGCAUACAUUGUAUAUGACAAAACACAUGUGGGAAAUCAUACAUAACUCUGUGUUAAAGGCUAUUUCAGAAUAUGAACAAAGUUCCACAUGAUCAGUUUGGCCAAGGAGCACAAAAUUUCCCUUUUUUUCAAACAAUUCCUUAUUUUUAAGAUUGGUGUGUCAGUUUAAGUUUAGAUUUGAUUUUGUUGUUUAAAAUAUCAAGGGUGUUUUUUUGUCCAUCAUGUUUAAAUUUAAUGGGAGAUUUUGUCCAAUGUUAGUAUAUUUCAGAUAUUAAAGAUGUAUAAUAGUUAUAUAUACAUUGUAGAUGUAUAACAUUAUACAUUGUAGAUGUUUAACAUUAUGCAACAGUUUAAUAUAAUAUUAACAAUGACUUUGUCUACUAUGUUUAAAUGCAUUAAGGUUGACUGUAUUUUUUGUUCCAUGACAGUGGUCUCUGCUAGUAUGUGUCUGCCAUUGGCCUGUAGGUUGCAAAUUUUAAUGGGUGAGAUAUAUGCCAAGUGUUGUGCGAUACAAGUGAUGCAUAAAUUUGCAGGAUUUAUUUUAUGUUUUUCGGUGGUUUAGUGAAAAGUAACGGUAGAUCAUGUUUGUAGCUUUCACUGUUAUAGACCGUGAGAUUUUCAAUUUAUGAUAUCCACCAUUAUAGAACUAAACUGAAUGCCAAAAAAUAAGAAUUAUAAAUGAUAGGAAAUUCUUUCCAAAAUAUACAUUAAUAUGAAAGGUAUAGAAGUUUAUAAUGUACUGCAAAAACAUAAAGAGUUACACUCUACAGAUAUUGAGAUGUAAAAGAAAUCAAAACAGCUCAAAGAUUAAAAUUUGUAGAAUUUGGUAAAAACCAUUGAAAAGAUAUGAACACAAAGGAAAAGCUUAUUUCACAUGUAAGACUAAAAUAGCUUUCACUUGUGAACAUUAGAUUUUCAAUUUUCACUUACUGAUUGCGCAGCUCAUGAAAAUAUUGCAUCUGAUGUUCACUCAAAGAUAUUUCGAUCUUAAACUGAAGCAAAAGAUAUCUUCUACUUGAGACCUGUUUAUAAGUAUGACUACUGAAUUUUUGUUGAGCCCACUUGCGGAAGCGAAGACAUAGUCGUCCAAAUGGCUGUUUGGUGUAUGUUCGUGCGUCAGUGCAUCCGUCCGGAUUUGUUUGUCAGGACCAUAACUUUGACAUGCAUAAAGCAAUCUUGUUUAUAUUUGGCGUGAAUGUUAACCUCAUUGAGACGAAGUGUCAGGCGCAAACCCGAGGUUUCUAUCUCAAAAGUCAAGGUCACAGUUGGAGGUCAAAGGUCAUGUCAAAUCUUGUCAAGCCUAUAACUUUGACAUGCAUUGAGGAAUCUUGUUUAUAUUAAUUUUGGCAUGAAUGUUACUCAGUGAGACGGAGUGUGCAAACCCUGGGUUCCUGUCUCAAAGGUCAAGGUCACAGUUAGGGGUCAAAGGACAUUUUAGAGCUUGUCCAGGCCAUGACUUUUGAUAAUUAUGGAGCAAUUUUUUUUUUCUUUGGCAUAAAUGUUCACCUCUAUGAGACCGAAUGUCUUGCCUUCUUGUGAUUUAUCAACUAAUUAACCAUGGUUUAUCAUUCAGAUGCUCGGAUAUAUAACACUUGCGCUAACAACCUUGAAACUCCAUUCCUGCACUUUUGAAUGCUGAACCAUGUUAUAUCAGAUGAUAAACAAUGUUGAUUUUAUUAAUAAGUGACUGGUUAAUUCAUUGUAAGUGGUGGUUAAUAAGGUAUAAACGGUACAUAAAUUGUGAAUAAUUUUAUUGAUAAUGCUACAGCAGUAAUAGAGAUAAGUGCCAUAUAGUUAUACCAUCUUAGUUUAUUAUAAUGGUCGAAGCAUUUUACCCUUGUUUGUUCUUGAUAAAUUCAAUUGCAUAAUAUUUUAUUAGCUCACCUGUCACAUAGUGACAAGGUGAGCUUUUGUGAUCACCCUUCGUCCGCCGUCUGUGCGUCCGUGCGCCUCGUGCGUUUGUCUGUGCGUCAACAAUUUCUUGUCUGCACGAUAGUGGUUUCAUUUAUGAUUUUAUUUUAACCAAACUUGCACACAACUUGUAUCACCAUAUGAUCUCGAUUCCUUUCUUGAACUGGCCAGAUCCCAUUAUGGGUUUCAGAGUUAUGGACCCUGAAAGGGCCAAAAUUAGCUAUUUUGACCUUGUCUGCACAAUUGCAGCUUUAUUUAUGAUUUGAUUUUUACCAAACUGGCACACAACUUGUAUCACCAUAAGAUCUUGGUUCCUUUCUUGAACUGGCCAGAUUCCUUUAUGGGUUCCAGACUUAUGGCCCCUGAAAGCGCCAGAAUUAGCUAUUUUGACCUUGUCUGCACAAUAGCAGCUUCAUUUAUGAUUUUAUUUUAACCAUACUUGCACAUAGCUAGUAUCACCAUAAUAUCUUGGUUCCUUUCUUGAACUGGCGAGAUUCCUUUAUGGGUUCUAGAGUUAUGGCCCCUGAAAGGGCCAAAAUUAGCUAUUUUGACCUUGCCUGCACAAUAGCAGCUUCAUUUAUGAUUAGAAUUUAAUCAGACUUGCACAAAACUUGUGUCACCAUAAGAUCUCAGUUCCUUUCUUGAACCUGCUAGAUCCCUUAAUGGGUUCCAGAGUUAUGGCCCCUGAAAGGGCCAAAAUUAGCUAUUUUGACCUUGUCUGCACAAUAGCAGCUUCAUUUAUGAUUUGAUUUUAACCAAACUUGCACACAACUUGCAUCACCAUAAGGUCUUGGUUCCUUUCUUGAACUGGCCAAAUUCCAUCAUGGGUUCCAGAGUUAUGGCCCCUUAAAGGUCCAAAAUUGGCUAUUUUGGCUUUUGCAGCCAUUUAGAGACUUCAUUUAUGGUUUUAUUUGAUACAAACUUCCAAAAUAUCUUCAACAACAAUAAAUCUUAGAUUCCAUGACAAAUCAGAUCCAAUCGUAGGUUCCAGAGUUAUUUUAUAUCUGAUUACCUCCCCUGAUUAUAGUCAAAAUGGAUUUAUAUCAGUAAGUACUUAUAGGGCUUAUUUGAAAUUUCAUAAUUGUCAUUAGUUGGACUGAGACAAUCAGGGUAGAUAACUAUGGACUGAUUUUAUGUCAAAUUACCUCCCUUUAUUUCAAAUUAAAAUUGGUAUAUCUCCGUAACUAAUGAAGAUACUGAUCUGAAAUUUCAUUUAUGUCAACAGAUUUAUUUGGCAGAGCCUUCUUUUGUUCACUUACAAUAUAUUUUUUAAUUACUUCCCUUUUACGUUACUAUAAAUAGCUUAUUUUUAGGAACUUUUUUAUUAUUGGCCGCAGGGAAAACCUGAGACCACUUUUCUGUGGUACAACAUGGAUGGUACCUCCAAUUUUUAGGUGCAUUUUGACAUAUCUGUACCUCGUAAGAAUUGUUUUUUCUUUUUGGUUAAAUUUCUUCCCAUUGUUGUUCCUGUCCUUUGGACUUAAAUAUUUUUACUGAGGACCUUCUUGUCCUCAAGUGCAAUGAUAACAGGUGAGCGAUAUAGGGCCAUCAUGGCCCUCUUGUAUAAAAGAUAGAAGAUGCUGUAUAAUGAGUUUUACAACAGUUGUAUAGACAACAGUUAGGCAUGAGUUAGACAACAGUUAGGCAUGAGUUAGAACUGUAUGUGUGAAAAGGGAUUCAGAUGUUUCCAUUUAAACCAGAGCCUUUUAUAUAAAUAUAUCUGUGAUAUAAAAUGUUCAGCCAAUUGUAAAGUUAAGUUUUCGGUGAUCAUGUUGGCAGUGCAUUAUUUGCUAAUAAAGAGUAUAUUUAUCCAUGA
Mercenaria mercenaria is the source of this 8379-nucleotide messenger RNA. RefSeq names its product thiosulfate sulfurtransferase-like. The transcript has 8 exons. Gene Ontology annotation, molecular function: thiosulfate-cyanide sulfurtransferase activity. The record is from RefSeq and is a predicted model, not a curated record. Lineage: Eukaryota; Metazoa; Mollusca; Bivalvia; Venerida; Veneridae. Gene Ontology annotation, biological process: transsulfuration. Gene Ontology annotation, cellular component: mitochondrion. The coding region runs from base 258 to 1130 and encodes 290 amino acids.